CUCUGGACCAAAAUAGACAGUUGAGGGCUGAGCAGCUGACAUCAACCAGAAAUGGCUGCCACCGGAGUUCUUCCCUUCAUAAGGGGGGUAGAUCUCAGUGGAAACGACUUUAAAGGUGGAUACUUCCCAGAGCAUGUCAAAUGUAUGAGCAGUCUGCGAUGGCUGAAACUAAACAGGACAGGACUGUGUUACCUCCCAGAGGAGCUGGCCUCUCUGCAAAAGCUGGAGCAUCUUUCAGUGAGUCACAACAGCCUGACCACCUUACAUGGAGAACUGUCCAGCUUACCAAACCUACGGGCGGUGGUAGCCAGAGCCAACAACUUGAAAAACUCUGGAGUCCCAGAUGACAUCUUUCAACUAGAUGAUCUCUCUGUGCUGGACCUGAGCUACAAUCAGCUUACCGAGAUCCCCAGGGACCUGGAGAACAGCAGGAACAUGCUGGUGCUGAAUCUGAGCCACAACGGUAUUGACUCCAUCCCCAACCAGCUGUUCAUCAACCUGACAGACCUGCUGUACCUGGACCUGAGUGACAACAAGCUGGACAGCCUGCCACCCCAGAUGAGACGCCUGGUCCACCUUCAGACUCUCAUACUGAACAACAACCCGCUAAUGCAUGCGCAGUUGCGCCAGCUGCCAGCCAUGGUGGCAUUACAGACUCUCCACCUGAGGAACACCCAGAGGACACAGAGCAACAUGCCCACCAGCUUGGAGGGACUGACACAUUUAGCAGAUGUCGACCUGUCAUGUAAUGACCUGACUCGAGUGCCAGAGUGUCUCUAUUCACUGGGCAGUCUGAAGAGACUCAAUCUGAGCAGUAAUCAGAUUUCUGAACUCUCCCUCUGCAUCGACCAGUGGACUCAGCUGGAGACGCUUAACCUGAGCCGCAACCAGCUCACCUCACUGCCUUCUGCUAUCUGUAAGCUGUCCAAGCUGAAGAAGCUGUAUGUAAACUCCAACAAACUGGACUUUGACGGGGUUCCACCAGGCGUGGGCAAACUCUCCAGCCUCACUGAGUUCAUGGCUGCCAACAACAACCUGGAACUCAUCCCUGAGGGACUCUGCAGGUGUGGCAAAUUGAAGAAGCUGGUGCUGAAUAAAAACCGCCUGGUGACACUGCCUGAGGCCAUCCACUUCUUGACUGACUUAGAGGUUCUGGAUGUGCGUGAGAAUCCCAACCUGGUGAUGCCUCCUAAACCAGUGGACAGAGCAGCAGAGUGGUACAACAUUGACUUCUCUUUACAGAACCAGCUUCGGCUGGCCGGGGCCUCGCCUGCUACUGUGGCUGCUGCUGGUGGAGGAGCCAGCCCCCGAGAUCACCUGGCGAGGAAGAUGAGGCUAAGGAGGAGGAAGGACUGUUCUCAGGACGAUCAGGCAAAGCAGGUGCUGAAGGGAAUGAGUGACGUUGCACAGGAGAAGAAGAACUUGGAGGAGAACGGGGACUUGAAAUACGCCGAUUUAAAGAUCCGACGGUGGGACAAGAGUCUUGAGAAGCCUCAGCUAGACUACUCUGAGUUCUUUAUGGAGGAUGUGGGACAGGUCCCAGGUUUAACGGUGUGGCAGAUAGAGAACUUUAUUCCCAUCCAAAUAGAUGAAACUUUCCAUGGCAAGUUCUAUGAGGCGGACUGCUACAUCAUCCUCAAGACCUUUCUGGAUGACAACGGAGCGCUGAAUUGGGAGAUCUACUACUGGAUCGGCCAGGAAGCCACGUUAGACAAGAAGGCUGGCUCCGCCAUCCACGCCGUCAACCUCAGAAACUUCCUCGGAGCAGAGUGCAGGACGAUAAGGGAAGAGAUGGGAGAUGAGAGCGAGGAGUUCAGCGCUGUGUUUAACAACGAGAUCUCCUACAUUGAGGGAGGAACAGCCAGUGGAUUCUACACUGUGGAGGACACACACUAUCCUGUCAGGUUGUACAGAGUUUAUGGCAAGAAAAACAUCAGGCUGGAGUCUGUACCUGUGAAGGCCUCCUCCCUCGACCCACGCUAUGUCUUCCUGCUGGACACAGGGCUGGAAAUCUUUGUCUGGAGAGGAGGCAAUGCUACGCUCAGCAGCACCACAAAGGCCAGGUUAUUUGCUGAAAAGAUAAAUAAGAAUGAACGUAAGGGCAAGGCGGAGAUCACAACCCUCAUGCACAACCAGGAGCCUCCAGGGUUCUGGGAGUUGCUGGGAGGACAACCCGAGGAGAUCAAGAAACACGUACCAGAUGACUUCUCUCCCAUCAGACCUAAACUAUACAAGGUGGGCCUGGGUCUGGGCUACCUGGAGCUGCCUCAGGUCAACUACAAGCUGUCAGUGGAACACAAAGACCACAAGAUCAAACUGGACACCCUGCCAGAGCUGAGACUGGUGCAGUCUCUGCUGGACACAAAGUGCGUGUACAUCCUGGACUGCUGGUCCGAUGUGUUCAUCUGGAUCGGGAGGAAGUCUCCCCGUCUUGUCCGAGCCGCUGCCUUAAAACUGGGUCAGGAGAUCUGCUCCAUGCUACACCGGCCCAAACACGCCUGCGUCACCCGCAACCUGGAGGGCACUGAAUGUCAGGUGUUUAAGUCCAAGUUUAAGAACUGGGAUGAUGUUCUGAAGGUGGACUACACAAGAGCAGCUGAAACUGUACAACAAAAAGACAACCUGCAGGGCAAGGUGAAGAAGGACGCAGAGAAGAAAGACCAAAUGAAAGCUGACCUCACAGCUCUCUUCCUUCCCAGACAGCCAGCCAUGCCCCUCACUGAGGCUGAGCAGUUGAUGGAGGAGUGGAAUGAGGACCUGGAUGGCAUGGAGGGAUUUGUGUUGGAGGGAAAGAAGUUUGCUCGCCUGCCAGAGGAAGAGUUUGGGCAUUUCUACACACAGGACUGCUACGUCUUCCUCUGCAGAUACUGGGUGCCCGUGGAGUACGAGCAGGAAGAGAAGGAGAAGAAGGAGGGCGAAGGUGGUGGUGGUGGAGGAGGAGGUGAGGAAGAGGAGGAGGACAAACAGCCGGAGGAAGACUUCCAGUGCGUGGUUUACUUCUGGCAGGGCAGACAGGCCUCCAACAUGGGCUGGCUCACCUUCACCUUCUCCCUGCAGAAGAAGUUUGAGAGUCUUUUCCCUGGAAAACUGAAGGUGGAGCGUAUGACUCAGCAGCAGGAGAACCUCAAGUUCUUGUCGCAUUUCAAGAGGAAGUUCAUCAUCCACAAAGGGAAGAGGAAACAGAAGACCGACUCCGCCCAGCCCUCCCUCUACCACAUACGCACCAAUGGCAGCGCACUAUGCACCAGGACCAUUCAGAUUGGUACAGAUUCAAGUAAUCUCAACUCAGAGUUCUGCUUCAUACUCAAGGUACCAUUUGAGAGCACCGACAAUCAGGGCAUCGUUUACACCUGGGUGGGCAGAGCCGCCGACCCCGACGAAGCCAAAUUGGCUGAGGACAUCAUGAACAGCAUGUUCGAUGACACAUACAGCAAACAGGUGAUUAACGAGGGGGAGGAGCCAGAGAACUUCUUCUGGGUGGGGAUUGGUUCUCAGAAGCCAUAUGACGAAGAUGCAGAUUAUAUGAAACACGCUCGUCUCUUCAGGUGUUCGAACGAGAAGGGCUAUUUCUCUGUGUCUGAGAAAUGCUCAGACUUCUGUCAGGACGACUUGGCUGAUGAUGACAUCAUGUUGCUGGACAACGGCAAAGAGGUCUACAUGUGGGUCGGUACUCAGACCAGCCAGGUGGAGAUCAAACUUAGUCUCAAAGCCUGCCAGGUUUACAUCCAGCACAUGCGCUCUAAGGACACUGAACACCCGAGGAAGCUGCGACUGGUGCGGAAGGGAAACGAGCCCCACUGCUUCACACGCUGCUUCCAUGCCUGGGGAGCUUUCAAAACUCCCCCCUCAUAGACAAACGCUCUCUGACUCGCAGACUCGCUUAAAAAUGCUCACAUCUACGUACAAAUGAAUUUGCUGCCAUGUAAUUUUCUACCAGUAAAGAUGACGUCUAUGCCCAUUACCCAGCUUUACCUGAGCUCUGAUUCCUACCCCACAUCCUGCUCCAGCGCUGCUGCUCAACAGCCUUUUUUGGCCAACAGGUUAUUGUCAGAGUCUGCAGAGAAAAACAGAUUUAAGUUUAGCACAAUCAGUGAGAACUCUUCAGGUUUAGAGGCUGCUGGGACAAAUAUCAGUUUUUCUACAAGCAAUUUUUUUAGGAGCAAGUCUAAAUACUGUAGUUGAAUGAAAGAGGAGAAUUAUGUGUUGAGAUAAAAUAGAUCUAAGGUGUACAGAGGCUUUAUAAAGAAAAAAAACCCAAAGGGAGGUGAAUCCCCUAACAUAUCGAUCUGUUUUGCUGCUUUCACGUGGCUUGUGCUGCAUGGUCAGUAGUUUUCAGUGGAGGAGGGUUCAGUUCUCGUUAUAAGAGUCACCCCUCCGUGCUUGGUGCCAUUUUGCGCAGCUCAUUUGAAGCAGUUUAGGGCAGAUAAAAGUUGAUUUUACUUCUGUUCCCACCUCUAACUUGACCACUGACCUGAAACCAAAUAUGAUCCUCAUGUAAACAACACUUCAGACAGUAAUUUCCUUAGCUGUGUGAAAGUUAGAACACUUACAUUUAUUUGGCCAAAGAAAUCUUGAGGUCAACGUGCAAGUAACAGAUUGUGAGACAGAGCCUUGAUUAAUGUUUAAGAACUUGUGUUUAAAUGUGCAAUCAGCAGAUCCUGAAACUAAAUAACAAUACUGAGUUCUUCUAUGUCACGGGCUACAUUCAACUUGUCAAAAUGUUUAUUUUCUUGCUCCUUUUGAGGAUAAGAGUUUUUUUCAUGGGUUUGAAAAUUGAGAUAGUUUUGCAUUGUUUUUUUUCCCCAAAUGUUUCUUGUUUUGGAACAAAACUAUAAAUUUUUUUUUUUUAUUUAAUGGGAGAUCUCCUGCACCAUAUCAUAGGCAUAUCUUAGUAAAUAUAGUGACUCCUGCUUCCACUGAUCUGAGGUCAGUAGCUAGUUUUUACGGUUAACUAAUGAUCAGAUAACUUUUGGAGUACAAAACUGCUGCAAGUGCAAUCAGUGACCUGAUUAGUAUGCAGGCACUGGUCCAAGCAAGAUAAGUGUUUUCCCCAAAUGGCUGCAACUUCCAUCUUUACACUAUAUUUUGUGGGGUGAACUGUAUGCCUGUUACUGUGUUGAGUCCUGCACACGUACGUGUGUAUUUGAAUACGUGCACAUGCUCCUGAGGCCACCUGCAGAUGCUUUAUUUAUGUAUUUUAUAUAAAAAUAAAACCUCACAUCACAUCA
Messenger RNA from Toxotes jaculatrix (banded archerfish), 5228 nucleotides. It is a transcript of the gene flii, whose product is annotated as FLII actin remodeling protein. NCBI's taxonomy places the organism in Eukaryota, Metazoa, Chordata, Actinopteri, Toxotidae. Gene Ontology annotation, biological process: barbed-end actin filament capping; actin filament severing; myofibril assembly. The record is from RefSeq and is a predicted model, not a curated record. The transcript has 31 exons. Bases 52 to 3852 code for a protein of 1266 amino acids. Gene Ontology annotation, molecular function: phosphatidylinositol-4,5-bisphosphate binding; actin filament binding. Gene Ontology annotation, cellular component: cytoplasm; nucleus; actin cytoskeleton.